Topomyia yanbarensis is the source of this 1065-nucleotide messenger RNA. RefSeq lists its product as uncharacterized. The record is from RefSeq and is a predicted model, not a curated record. Lineage: Eukaryota; Metazoa; Arthropoda; Insecta; Diptera; Culicidae. The transcript has a single exon. The coding region runs from base 1 to 1065 and encodes 354 amino acids.
AUGUGCGUAAACAGUGAGCGCCUAUGUCAGCAACUGCACCUUCCUCGAAAAGUAGUCAACGUUCCCAUCGCAGGUGUAGAUGGUACUGUUACCAAUUCGAAGUAUCAAGUCCGUGCUGAGGUCCGCUCCAGAGUAUCCCGCUUUAAGGAAGUGCUAGAUUUUCUUGUGUUGCGGAAGGUUACCAGUGAUACACCACCAUCUUCAUUCGUCGCUCCUAAGUGGGAAAUUCCCGAAAAUAUGCAGGUCGCUGAUCCCGAGUUUAACGUGUCUCGAAAGGUAGAUAUGAUCAUCGGAGCAGGUCACUUCUACACGUUCCUGCUUGAAGGCCGAUUCCGUUUAGCCAAUAAUACUCUGCUAGUCGAUACUGUGUUCGGUUGGCUAGUCACCGGGCAAUUAGUAACCAACGAAGAAAACCGUCAACCCCCUGUAGCUUGUCAUGUGGCGACAAUUACUCCUGUCGAUGAGUUGCUAGAACGUUUUUGGGCCAUAGAGGAAGUCAGCACGUCCAACUAUUCUAUCACAGAACAGCAGUGUGAGAACCUUUUCAGUGAAAGUGCUUCGCGUGAUCCCGAAGGACGUUAUAUUGUGCACCUACCAAAGGAGCCUAAUUUUCAGCAACUGCUUGGAACUUCGAAGAUGAACGUUCUACUACGAUUCAAGUGGUUGGAGAAAAGGCUGGAGAAAGACAACGACCUCAAGCAGCAAUACCACGAGCUCAUGACAGAGUAUAUUGCAUUGGGCCAUAUGAAUGCCGUCCCAGAAGAUGGUCUGGAUGGUCCGGACGCCUACUACCUUCCCCACCAUCCCGUUGUAAAAACUUCAAGUUCAACCACAAAGGUGCGCGUCGUUUUCGAUGGUUCGGCGAAAACAAGCACCGGACAUUCGCUGAACGAAGCCUUAUUAGUUGGACCCGUCGUGCAAGAUCAGCUGCUCAGCAACAUUCUGCGGUUCCGUAAAUUUCCGAUUGCCUUGGUGGCAGACAUCGAAAAAAUGUACCGCCAAGUUUCGAUGCAUCCCGAAGACUACAACGAAUCUUCUGGAGAUUCAACAGCACGCAACCCGUAA